AUGGGGCAGGAACAGUGGCUAGUGGAGCAGGAACAGUGUCUAGUGGAGCAGGAACAGUGGCUAGUGGAGCAGGAACAGUGGCUAGUGGAGCAGGAACAGUGGCUAGUGGAGCAGGAACAGUGGCUAGUGGAGCAGGAACAGUUGCUAGUGGAGCAGGAACAGUGGCUAGUGGAGCAGGAACAGUGGCUAGUGGAGCAGGAACAGUGUCUAGUGGAGCAGGAACAGUGGCUAGUGGAGCAGGAACAGUGGCUAGUGGAGCAGGAACAGUGGCUAGUGGGGCAGGAACAGUGGCUAGUGGAGCUGGAACAGUGGCUAGUGGAGCAGGAACAGUGGCUAGUGGGGCAGGAACAGUGGCUAGUGGAGCAGGAAUAG
Messenger RNA from Procambarus clarkii (red swamp crayfish), 372 nucleotides. The record is from RefSeq and is a predicted model, not a curated record. NCBI's taxonomy places the organism in Eukaryota, Metazoa, Arthropoda, Malacostraca, Decapoda, Cambaridae.